AUGUCCUCAAAUACUACAGUUUUUGUUUCUGGUGCUACAGGUUUCAUUGCUCAGCAUAUAGUAAAAUUAUUAAUUGAACAAGGAUAUAGUGUCAUUGGUUCAGUUAGAUCAUCUCAAAAAGGAGACCAAUUAAAAUCAGAUUUGAAAUCACUUGGUUUAAAAUCAGAUUCAUUUUCAUAUGAAAUUGUCGAAGAUAUUGUUACAAAAGGAGCUUUUGACAAGGCAUUACAAUCACAUCCAGAAAUUUCAGUAUUCUUACAUACUGCUUCACCAUUCCAUUUUGAUGUCAAAGAUGUCAAAAGUGAAUUAUUAGAUCCAGCCGUUGAAGGUACUAAUAAUGCUUUGAAUGCAAUUAAAACAUACGGUAAAAAUAUUAAAAGAGUUGUCGUUACUUCAUCUUUUGCUGCUGUUGGUAGAUGGGGUAAAUACGCUGAUCCAGAAGCUACAUUAACUGAAAAAGAUUGGAAUCCACAAACCUGGGAAGACUCAUUAGAAAAUCCAUUAAGUGGUUACCUUGGUUCUAAAAAAUUUGCUGAAAAAGCAGCAUGGGAAUUUGUUGAAAAGAAUAAUGUUGGUUUCAAAUUAUCUACUGUUUUGCCAGCAUAUGUAUUUGGUCGUAUGUUAUCAAUUAUUUAAUUGCUUGGUUGAUUAGAUAAUCUAGUCGUUAAGCAAGUGCGUAUGAAAUUAUUACUAACUAAAUAAUUUUAGCUCAAUUAUAUCAAGUUAAAGAUAAAUCUAAAUUAAAUACAAGCUCAGAAAUUCUCAAUGGUUUAAUUAAAUUAAAUUCAAAUGAUGAAAUUCCAGAUGCAACUGCUUGGUUUAUUGAUGUUAGAGAUGUUGCAAAAGCUCAUUUAGUAGCUUUUGAGAAAGAAGAAGCAGCCGGUCAAAGAUUAAUAUUAGCUGCUGAACCAUUUUCAAAUCAAAAAAUUGUUAAAAUUAUAAAAGCUGAUUUCCCUCAAUUAGAAGAGAAAUUACCAAAAGUUGAUGAAACAAAACUUAAAGAUUAUAUACGUAAAGAACCAACAGUUAAUUCUGAUCAUACUAAAAAAAUCUUGGAUUUUAAAUAUUUUGAUUUGAAACAAAGUGUUGAUGACUCAGUUGCUCAAAUUUUAAAAUAG
Molecule: messenger RNA, 1118 nt
Organism: Insectozyma verbasci
Lineage: Eukaryota; Fungi; Ascomycota; Pichiomycetes; Serinales; Debaryomycetaceae
Source: the annotation of a GenBank genome assembly